Molecule: messenger RNA, 1983 nt
Organism: Scophthalmus maximus (turbot)
Lineage: Eukaryota; Metazoa; Chordata; Actinopteri; Pleuronectiformes; Scophthalmidae
Gene: alg11
Product: ALG11 alpha-1,2-mannosyltransferase
Exons: 5
Coding region: 105-1595 (496 amino acids)
Biological process (GO): protein N-linked glycosylation
Cellular component (GO): endoplasmic reticulum membrane
Molecular function (GO): GDP-Man:Man(3)GlcNAc(2)-PP-Dol alpha-1,2-mannosyltransferase activity
Source: RefSeq, a predicted model, not a curated record
CGGCAGGUGGCGCCAGGUGAAUGUAAAACAAGAGGAAAAAAUAAGGGGGCGGAGCCAAGUGACAAGUUCAAAGGUGAGGUGUUGUUGGAUUCGUUGUUGUCAAGAUGUCGGGCCACGACCAACUCGUCCACUGUCUGUGUGAAGUAACCAGGUUGCUAUGGAAGCUGCUGCUGCCCCUGGUGUUCCUGUGCGUGCUGCUGAUCGCCGUCCUGGUACUGCUGGUGCUGGCCGUGCGUCUGUGGCUGCAGAGCAACAGGAGCGCCCGCAGGGUGCGGGACAACCGUCCCACGGUGGCCUUCUUCCACCCCUACUGCAACGCCGGCGGCGGGGGAGAGAGGGUGCUCUGGUGUGCCAUCAGGGCGUUACAGAACAGGUACGCAGACAUCAACUUUGUGGUCUACACAGGCGACCAGGGUGUGACGGGCCAGCAAAUUCUGGACGGAGCGCAGCGUCGCUUCAACAUUGCGCUCCCGCGGCCAGUCCAGUUCGUCUUCCUGCGGCACCGGCUGCUCGUGGAGCCCGGCCUGUUUCCUCACUUCACCCUGCUCGGACAGAGCGUGGGCUCUGUUUUUCUGGGAUGGGAGGCGCUGACCGAGUUCGUCCCGGACCUCUACAUCGACUCCAUGGGCUACGCCUUCACUCUGCCACUGUUCCGCUACUUGGGAGGCUGCAGCGUGGGGAGCUACGUCCACUAUCCCACCAUCAGCACUGACAUGCUGUCUGUGGUGAGGGAGAGGAACCCCAGGUUCAACAACCCUGACUACGUCACCAACAGUCUGUUCCUGAGUGCCUUCAAGGUGGUCUACUACUGCCUGUUUGCCCUGCUCUAUGGCAUGGCCGGCUCCUGCAGCGACCUCAUCAUGGUCAACUCCUCCUGGACCUUGGACCACAUCCUGACGCUGUGGCGCGCCCCGAACCGCACCCACGUGGUCUACCCACCCUGCGACGUCAGCGCCUUCCUGGACAUCCCGCUCGAAGAGGACGGCGACAAGAAGUGCCACUCCAUCGUGUCCGUCGCGCAGUUCAGGCCCGAGAAGGACCACCGGCUGCAGAUCAGAGCGUUCAAGAAGGUGUUGGACAGGAGGAGGGCGGGCGCGGGCGGCGGAGAGGCGCUGAAACUGGUCCUGAUCGGAGGAUGCAGGAACCAGGAAGACGAAGACAGGGUGCUCCUGUUGAGGGGGCUGUGCCAGGAGCUGGGCGUAGCUGACAAGGUUGAGUUUAAACUGAAUGUGGCUUUUGAGGAGCUGAAGAGGGAGAUGGGGGAAGCCACCAUUGGACUGCACACCAUGUGGAACGAACACUUUGGAAUAGGUGUUGUGGAGUGUAUGGCAGCAGGGAAGGUCAUUCUGGCGCACAAGUCGGGCGGCCCCCAGCUGGACAUCGUGGUGCCCUUCGAGGGGGGCCAGACGGGCUUCCUGGCCGACGACGAGGACGGUUACGCCGAGGCGAUCGAGAGGAUCCUGGCCAUGCCGCCCGCCAGCCGGCUGCAGCUCAGACGCAACGGCCGCCAGUCGGUGGCUCGCUUCUCCGACCAGGAGUUCGAAGCCUGCUUCCUUGCCGCCAUGGAGCCUCUGAUGGGAACGCUCGAGCGAUGAGUGAAGGACUCGCUCAUUGUGUACGCUGUGCUCGUGUGUGUGUAGUUCACGUGAUGUUCGAUACCUUUACUUUGAUGCUACUGGACAGAAUGGAUCAUCUGUGGUACACAGCCUGUGAUUCGGUCUUGAGUUGUAUUUGUAAAUACUGGAUUAUUCUGUGAAACGACAGUUGCUGUAUUUUUACAGAAGAUACAUUACUUAGUCAGUAGUUCCACUUCUGUUAAAAAAGUGAUUAUCAAGAGAGUAUAAUAUUUAAUGUGGUGUAAAAAAAGGGGAACAAAUUAUUUCUUGUAGACAGCUGAAUUGUGUUAAGGUUAUCUUCACCCGCCCAAAAUGUGAAGUAUUUUUGAUAUUGCUGAACGAAAUAAAGAUAUGACGGGGGAGUAAA